Messenger RNA from Emiliania huxleyi CCMP1516, 2040 nucleotides. RefSeq lists its product as hypothetical. Gene Ontology annotation, molecular function: glycosyltransferase activity. The transcript has 2 exons. Lineage: Eukaryota; Haptophyta; Isochrysidales; Noelaerhabdaceae. The record is from RefSeq and is a predicted model, not a curated record. Bases 1 to 2040 code for a protein of 679 amino acids.
AUGUCUUGGUCAAGCUGGCUGCUUGCCGUCUCGGCAGCGCGUUCGGCGGCGCCCGGCGGCGGCGGUGAGACCCAGCCCGGUGCACGCAGCAUCCCGACUCGUGCUGCUCUCGGCGGUGCUCAGCGGCCACGGCAGGUUGUCGUCUUGGGCAUGCAUCACAGCGGCACGUCGAUCGUGAGCAAGCUGCUGCGGGACGCGGGUCUCUACCUGGGUGGGGACUCUGAGCUGGCCUGGUCAAAGUCGAACCCACUCAAGUACUUUGAGCGACUCGACGUCAACAAGCUCAACCGACUCGUUCUGGAGGAGUCGGCCGCAGCACGCAGCCACCGCCACAGCAGAGCCCCGGACUGGGUGCACCAUGGGACCGACCCGCAGGCGAUUCUGGCGACACUGCCGAAAACGGCCCAUGAUGAGAUUGCCCGCGUCGUCUCCCUGCUGGACGGGCCCACCGGAAUGCGGCCGUGGGCCAUGAAGGCGAGCCGCCGGGCAGUCUACGAAUCGUCUGCCACGAGGGCGUGCGCCGGUGUGCCAACAGUGCGCGUCGCUCACGAGGAGCUCAUGCACCGGCCCUGGCCGACGCUGAGGCGAAUGCUCGAGGACUUGAGCAAGGCCGGGGUGCCGAUCUCAAGAAACACCACAAGAAUUCACCGCAGAGCAGAGGAGUGGCUGCCCGCUGGCUCCAAAUCCGAAAAGGAAGAGGGGCUAAUCACUUCGAUGCUAAACGCCGCCAUCGCCAAGCAGCCGGCCAUCCCGGGCGAGGUGGCCGGCAGAAACAGCGGCGCAAUCACGCAACAUGGCCAGUUGGACUGGCCGGUGCUGCCGCGCACGAAGGGGAGAGAGGCGUACGCCACGAUAGUCACCUACCCCAGCACGGAGUACGUGUACGCUGCUGCCGUGCUGAGCCACUCGCUGCAGAUGUUCGACUCCUCUCGCGAGUUCGUGGCGUUGGUCACGGAGAAGAUCCCAAACGAGACGAGGGAGAAGCUGAAAAAGUCCGGCUACAAAGUUCGCCCCGUGCCAUUGAUCCCUGACACGUGGUACGGGGGCAACUACUCGCAAUGUCAGUCGGAGAAGAAGAAGGAGUCGGCGGACUACGAAGACCGGAAGACUCGGUGGGGCCUGAUGAUGAGCAAGCUUCACCUCUGGAACAUGCUCGAGUACGACAAGGUGGUGUACUUUGACGUUGAUGCCAUCGUAACAGGCCCGGUCAACGUACUCUUUGGGAUGCUGCCAUCGGCGCGUGCCGCCGUUGACUCCAGACAGGUGAUCCUGGUCGGCCGGAAAGGCCACUCGCAAACAGGCUUCAAUGCGGGCGUCAUGGCUCUUGUACCGUCCCGGAAGCUGUUCUCAGCCAUGGUCGAGCGAACUCAGCAGCCACCCCCCGAACGGAGGGCAGGCGACGUCCAGUUCGCGCCGGCCUUGUGCACGGAGCAAGCGCUGCUCAACGACAUGAUCCCGCCCGCGAGGGUGCGACUCCUCGGGGCGGACAUGCUCGCCCACCCGCACGUGAGGGACUGGCAGGAAAUGCAGUGGAAGCGCCGUCCGUAUGAGAAAGGCUCGGGCUGGCCGCUGCUCUUCCACUGGGUCGGGUGCAGAAAGCCGUGGCAGGUGGGUAAGACGGACAUCGAGUCUGACCUCGCUGCGGACGGCACGCUCAAGAAGUACCACACGUGCGACGGCGUGCCCAAUGUCCUUUGGUGGCGAUGGGCACGGCGGGUAAUCCCUCCAGACCAGCUACGGUGGCUACACCCGCCGGCGUCCCGGUCAAAAAGGGGAGAGUGCGGACAAGUCGGCGGCAUCACGGCGAGCGACGGAUCGGCGUGCUGCCCAAAGGCAUGCGGCGUCUGCGGCGGAGAGGGUUGCGGAGACAAGCCCGGCGGCGCCAAAGCUUGCUGCCUCGGGUCAAUAAGCAAGCCUUGCUUUGGCAGCAAAGCUGUUGAUCCGCCGUGCCUUCUCCGUCCAUCGUCUGCGACGAAGGACCUUCUCCACAAAGCAGAGGUGCUUGUCGCUGAUGCCCUCAUUCGAGAUCGUGAGACGUGA